UAUCUCCAACAUCAAAUAACUCAAUUUCAAAAAAUCAAGGAGAACGAGAAAUGUUAUCUCGCGAAUCUGCAAUUAAUUCGUCAACAUUGCCGCGAAUUUACCCCUAAGUACUACAUUCUGUAAUUUCUGACAAUUCGAAGUUCGAGGUGCCAACGAUCGAAGACAAUUUCUUUUUUUCAACGAAUAGAGAACGAUGUUGUGCGCAAGUUCCGACCAAGGAGGAAACAACAGCGCGAUCGUUUCGCAAAUGACGAAUCCUCACACUCCGCAAGAUUUCACGGUCUCGCGUUUGCUGUCAACGCCGACUAAUUCGAUAGAAUGCAACGAAGGUUCCACCGCAUCUACCUGCAGGAGGCCCAGAAGAAGCAGAACGACGUUCUCGGCGCAGCAACUGGCCGCGUUGGAAAAAGUAUUUGAGAAGACCCAUUAUCCAGACGCGUUCGUUCGGGAGGAACUUGCAACGCGUGUAUCUCUGUCGGAAGCCAGGGUGCAGGUGUGGUUUCAAAACAGACGCGCCAAAUUCCGUCGGAACGAAAGAAGCUCUGCGAUUAACCGGGGCAUUCCCGCGAACAGAGAAGUGGAGGCUACUCUACCAGUACGACCAAUCAGAAUAACGCACACGCAGGAAAAUAACACGGAGACUUUGCAGACGUCUCAAGUCGCGCAAUACUCUUACGGCGAGUACUGGAGAUCCUCGCAACAUUACACUUCCAUGCAGACCUCCACCUGCCACGGAUUUAUCAACGGGAAUUUAGGAAACGUCAGUCUCCCUCCGUAUCAUCAAACAGAUAUUCACGGGGGACUCGAAGGAUCUACGAUGAGCAGUUUAAAUGCGUUGCGAUUCAGAGCACAUCCGUACGGUGCCACGUAUUCUGCUAUGCAUGCAAGCAUGUAAGAAUCUGUCUCUCUCUUUCUGUCUUUGCACAGUACCUUUUUUCAAACCGCGAAGCUUGUCAGUUUCGAACGAUACCAAAAAUUAUAAAAUACCAAAGAUUUCAACAACAUCGUACAAAUCGGGGAAGAUGAUAUUGUGUAAAGGACCAGUAGAUGAAACAUUGCGUAAGAAUUAGGGCAUAAGCGCGAAACACAGGGUAAUGGAAAUAACUUGAAACGUUAUUUUGUAGAACUGAAGUAGCUUAAUAAAUG
Molecule: messenger RNA, 1146 nt
Organism: Frieseomelitta varia
Lineage: Eukaryota; Metazoa; Arthropoda; Insecta; Hymenoptera; Apidae
Product: paired mesoderm homeobox protein 2-like
Exons: 3
Coding region: 194-895 (233 amino acids)
Biological process (GO): regulation of transcription by RNA polymerase II
Molecular function (GO): RNA polymerase II transcription regulatory region sequence-specific DNA binding; DNA-binding transcription factor activity, RNA polymerase II-specific
Source: RefSeq, a predicted model, not a curated record